Lineus longissimus is the source of this 1714-nucleotide messenger RNA. Its product is annotated as fibroblast growth factor receptor 1-A-like. The coding region runs from base 180 to 1520 and encodes 446 amino acids. Gene Ontology annotation, cellular component: signaling receptor complex; plasma membrane. Gene Ontology annotation, molecular function: ATP binding; transmembrane receptor protein tyrosine kinase activity. Gene Ontology annotation, biological process: protein phosphorylation; cell surface receptor protein tyrosine kinase signaling pathway; positive regulation of kinase activity. The transcript has 9 exons. Lineage: Eukaryota; Metazoa; Nemertea; Pilidiophora; Heteronemertea; Lineidae. The record is from RefSeq and is a predicted model, not a curated record.
UCCGCCGUGUUCUCCUGCCAUCCCUCCGAUGUGGUACAAAUUACACAAUCAGAGUUGCCGGCAUUUCUGAUGAUGGGAAAAAAGAGGAAUUGAGUUCAACGGCCACAUUAGCGACCCUUAAAUGCCAACACCAAACCGAGAAAAACGUGUAUCACGAUGACCCCGGUCAAUUCACGUACAUGUAUAUUAACGAAGAUGCUGAACUAACUGCCACUGCUGACGAGAAUUUGUUAAUUACCCUUGCUGUAAUUAGCUCAGUGACCCUGGUUGCAACAGGCAUUACUGGCUCAGUGCUAAUCUACAUCAGACGGAAGAGGAAUCGAAAAGCACUGAUGGCCAGUCGGAAACAUAAGGCCUCACGAAUGGUGUCAAACUCCAUCUACGACCUUCACGAGGAAUCCGACCCUAUUCUAGAUGCGGACACCGACGACUAUGAGAUAGAUCUCUCUUGUCUCGUAAUGCAUGAAGUUGUAGGGGAAGGCACCUUUGGCCGCGUGCAACGAGCCGAGAUGACAGGGCAAAACGCGAGAGUCAAAGAGAAGAUAGUAGCAGUCAAAUUGUUGAAAGAAUUUCCAACUUCGGAAGAGCGGCAGUGCCUCCUGCGAGAGAUCAUGUUGAUGAAGGAUCUCGAAAACCAUCCGAAUAUACUCAGCAUGGUAGCGUGCUGCACAAGGGGGCCGCGGAUGGGACUAGUCAUGGAAUUUUACGCCAGGGGCAAUCUGAGGAACUAUUUACAAACUCUUCGAGAAAAGUACUCGCCAGCUCCUUAUUAUCCCACGGUUGGGUUAGUAGAGAGGCGAUAUUAUCUCUAUGAUAAUGGCAGCACUAUUGGAGACGAAGACGUCCCUGCUCCCGGACAUGAAUAUUAUGAACAGAUGAAGCCUCGCGAAGACGACACUAACAGUAUCCCGGAUGAGGUGGACCCCUGCGAUGACCACAUAUCGUACAGAUUCUUGAUUUCUUGUGCCAGACAAAUCGCCAAGGGGAUGGCUCAUCUAGCACAAACGAAGUUUGUCCAUCGCGAUUUAGCAGCAAGGAACAUUCUAGUGGACGACAACAAUGUUUUGAAGAUCUCUGACUUUGGGUUAAGCAGGGACAUCUACGAACAAGGUUACUACCGAAAGGUCACCACGGGCAAGCUUCCGGUCAAAUGGAUGGCACCUGAGGCCAUCUUCGAGCAGAAAUACACAACAAUGAGUGACGUGUGGUCCUUUGGCGUUGUUUUAUGGGAGAUCCUCACCCUCGGAGGUUGUCCGUACCCGAGCAUCAGCAGUGACGAGCUUUUUAAGUUACUCCGCGAUGGUUACAGAAUGGAGAAGCCAAACAACUGCUGCAAUAAAAUAUAUGGCAUCAUGUUGAACUGCUGGCACCCUAACCCUGUUGAUCGACCAACCUUCUCUGCCCUGUGUCUACAAAUUGACGAAAGCCUGAAGAGAUUAAGGCCGUAUCUUGAUUUGGCUGAAGACAGCACAGAAAUGAAGGCGGACACGGAAGAGGAGGAGAGGAAUUCUUUAAUGUAGAGGGUUGACAGGUGCACAUUUUUAAUUCCGAUGGGUUCCAACCAAUUGAAAAAAUCCCGAUUCGCAUUCAAUGUACUCUACUUCCGCCUUGAUCGUUUGAACACUAUGCUCACACCUACAGGGUAUCCCGUGUUACGUUGCCGAGUUCGAGAUGGAAGCACUGGUGAUGACUGCAACAUAUACCACCAACGACC